AUGACCAUAGCGUCAACGGUAAAGCCGAAAUCGACACCGCUACUCAUUCAAUUCGAGGGGAAGAAUUUCUCUCGAAAAACACUCCCAGAGUCUGCUGCGUUGUUAUUCGAAUUGAGUCGUUGUGAAUCGAAUGGUAACAAAACGUUACUGUACAAGAGCGAGCCGUUAAAACAGGGAGCACGGACGGUUUGGAAGCCUUUCACCGUUAAUGGUCAAGAGAACGUUGAAGGGAGAUUGCGGCCACUUGAAGUUGUGUGCUACUUCAAAGAUGACAAAUGUCGAAAUGUCGCCGUUGGACACUUUAGCACCACAUAUGAAGAAAUGCGUGAAACCAAAAAGGCUUUUAUGUUGACUAAUCCAGUAUACAAAGGGGGCCAGAAGACAUGUGGACAAUUUGACCUGGUUAAAUUUACUGAGUUGAAAACUUUCUCUUUCUUGGAUUAUUUGACAUUCGGCACCGUUUUGAAUUUCGCCUUUGCCAUCGAUUUCUCUGACGCUGAUGUAACAGAGGAUCGGCAAGCACAGAUCGACUUCGCCAACAAUGUUGAAUUCGCUAUUCGAUCUAUCGGCGAAACUUUGGCCGACUAUACCAGAACCGACAGCUUCCUAGCAUAUGGGUUUGGAGCUCGUAUACCACCACUCUAUCGAGAGUCACACGAAUUUUGCCUGAACCUUGAGACCGAUCCUAUUUGUACUGGUGUUGAAGGCGUGGUGACGGCGUUCCGAAGCACCUACAUGAAAACGAAACCGUGCACCAGUGCACAUUUUGCGCAUGUAAUCUACCACCUUGCUAAGUAUGGAUGGAAUGAAUAUUCGGCUAAACAGCCCAAAAGUGCUCAAAAUGCCACAACGCGAUCGGACCAUAACCGCCCACAGUACUAUAUUCUGAAUAUUAUAACAAGAGGUGCCAUUGACGAUAUUAAAGAGACUGUUCAAGCCGCGAUAUUUGCCAGUAAAUCACCAAUAUCUAUUAUUUUCACAGGUUAG
Messenger RNA from Angiostrongylus costaricensis, 987 nucleotides. Lineage: Eukaryota; Metazoa; Nematoda; Chromadorea; Rhabditida; Metastrongylidae. The record is from the annotation of a GenBank genome assembly.